This is a messenger RNA of Dermacentor silvarum, 2523 nucleotides long. It is a transcript of the gene ASPP, whose product is annotated as apoptosis-stimulating of p53 protein 2. The transcript is spliced from 13 exons. Gene Ontology annotation, cellular component: nucleus. The coding region runs from base 455 to 2338 and encodes 627 amino acids. Gene Ontology annotation, molecular function: p53 binding. Gene Ontology annotation, biological process: regulation of apoptotic process. The record is from RefSeq and is a predicted model, not a curated record. NCBI's taxonomy places the organism in Eukaryota, Metazoa, Arthropoda, Arachnida, Ixodida, Ixodidae.
CGCAGAGCUGUAACUAGAGUUCGUCAAAGGCAACGCCGCUGGAACCGCAAACUAAGCGACGCGGGAACGCGAGUUAUAUGAGUGACUGAACCUGGGCUCAAAUUCGGCCAAGAAGUUUAUUCGUGCCAGCUCUGGUAUUUGCCGUCCGUGCCGUCAAGCAGCAAGAAAAAAAAAAAAAAAAAAAAAACGAUGGACGAGCGAGAGGGUGACAAAAACAAAAACAAUAAAGCGAGACCCUCCCUACCCUCAAGGAACGAUGAAGAAACAAAAAUGUAAAUAGAGCGAGCGAGAAGGAGCAAAGGCCGAAGCCCACGGCCGGAGGAGGAGCGUAGCGCGCCGUUUUUCCUGCCGUCCAAGGCGGUGCACGAUCUCGCCUCGGGAAUGUGGCGGCUAUUACCCGCCGUCGCGUUGUCGUCGUGCCUGCAGCGCCUGGCGUGAGACAGGCCAGCCAGCAAUGGUUCUGCUUCCGCCUCCCGCGGCUGGUGACGGGCCAGCCGCUGGAGGCCUGAGUGUGGCAGAGCUGCGGGCAGUGGCACUGAGGCAGCAGCAGCAGUUGGCAUGGCAACAACAGCAGCUGGUGGCCCGCGAACAGCGGUUGCGGUUCCUGCGACAGGCACCACACGAGCCGCAGGAACUCAAGCUACGUCGCCUGCGUGCCCAGCUCGACCAGCAGCAGGCCGGCAAUGCCAGUCUCGCGGCCGAGCUGGAGGCAGUGCGGGCCCUCUUCUCGGCCAAGGAGAAAGAGCUGUCAGUGGCAGCUGCCAAGGUGGAGGAACUCACCCGGCAGCUGGAGGAACUGCGGCGCAACUCCGGCUCCAAUGGCAAUGCCGGCGUCAAUUCUGCCACAGCUGGAACAGACAGGGCACGGCACGAGAUGCUUAUGGCACGAGCCCAACGUGCGGGGCAGCAGCGGGAACAGCUCGCGCAGCGUCAGGCGGAGAUACAGGCCCUGGACCGCCGCAUUGCGGAGCUGCGUCAAAGGCUGCACAAGAAGCGCUUGCACAACAGCCAGCAGCAACAGCAGAUGGCACAACAACAGCAGCAGCAGCAGCAGCCACAGCAGCUGACGGUCGUGGCCAGUAAUGUCCGGCCCGGAGGCGGAGGCGGAGCAGGCCCACCGCCCCCUCUCCUGCUCGCCGCCAAUGUGGCUGCGGUGGAGCCCCGACCACGCUCGGACCCCAAGUACCAGACGUUGCCUUACAACACCAAGUUCCGCACGGCUCCGCCACUGCAACCUCCACCCCCUCCGCCUCCUCUUCCUCCACCAAACAGGCAGCCGGAGGGUUCGCCAGCCAGUAACGAAGAAAACAGCCCUCCAGACCAGAAGAAGGCCAAGGAAGCAGACUCGGCUCCAGAAGCCAUGGUGGAAGCAGUGUCCGACGACCCUCCGCCACUCAUUUGCCGCUCGGAGCCGCGGGCCAUUGCCAUGGACGGUGCUCCCCCCAGCCCUCCGGAGAGCAGCGAGGGCGAGGAGGAAGAUGAGGAGAGGGAGGCACCCGACAAGGACCGAGAGCAAACAAACGAGGAGCAGCAGCAGCAGACGGCAUCUGGAGAAGGAUCUGCAAGUGAGACGGAUGGGCCGCAGACUCAGCCGCAGCCACAGCCAGAACAGCAGCGUCCAGCAAGGGGAAACCUGCGCUCCGGGGGCAGUACGGGUGGCAGCGGGGGUCGCCGCAAAAAGGGUCCCCAGCGAGUGAGCUUUGACCCCUUGGCCCUGCUGCUGGACGCCGCCCUCGAGGGAGAGCUCGACCUGGUGCGCACGACAGCUGCUCAGGUUCCCAACCCGAGCGCUGCCAAUGACGAGGGAAUCACGGCACUGCACAACGCCAUCUGCGCAGGCCACCUAGACAUUGUCAAGUUCCUGGUUGAGUUUGGCUGUGACGUCAAUGCACAGGACAGCGACGGCUGGACGCCGCUGCACUGUGCGGCUUCGUGCAACAACCUGGCAAUGGUGCGCUUCCUGGUGGAGCAUGGCGCGUGCGUGUUUGCUGCCACACUGAGCGACCACGAGACGGCUGCUGACAAGUGCGAGGAGGACGAGGAAGGAUUUGAUAGCUGCUCUGAGUACCUCUACGGUGUUCAGGAGAAACUUGGCGUCAUCAACGGAGGGGUGGCGUAUGCCGUGUUUGACUACGAAGCUCGGCAGCCGGAUGAGCUGAGCUUUGCACAGGGCGACAUGGUGCAGAUCCUCCGCCGCGGAGGAGCAGAGGGUGAUGCAGAGCAACCAUGCGGAUGGUGGUGGGCACGGCUCCGUGAUGGCCGCGAGGGAUACCUACCGCGGAACCUGCUCGGGCUCUACCCAAGGGUGCAACCUUGCCGACCAAGCCUGGAGGAGUGAGCAACUUGCCAUUCGUUUCCACGAUGAAAAGUAUUUUGCCUUGAACGACAAUGUGCCUUUGUCGCACCUUGUUCGGGACACAAGUGUUGGGACCCACUGAAGCAGCAGAGUGACUAUUGUAGCCACUCGUAGACCAGUAUACAGGGACCAGGAUGCAAGCGCAAUAAAGUGUGGGAACAAAUUGA